Messenger RNA from Olea europaea var. sylvestris, 620 nucleotides. RefSeq names its product indole-3-acetate O-methyltransferase 1-like. Gene Ontology annotation, biological process: methylation. The transcript has a single exon. NCBI's taxonomy places the organism in Eukaryota, Viridiplantae, Streptophyta, Magnoliopsida, Lamiales, Oleaceae. The record is from RefSeq and is a predicted model, not a curated record. The annotation marks the transcript as partial. Gene Ontology annotation, molecular function: S-adenosylmethionine-dependent methyltransferase activity.
UCUCUGCAGGGGCAACAUGCUCAAUCGAUGCUCCACCUUCUUAGAGAAAUCCUCGACGGCAUCCAGAUAAACCCGGCGGCGGACAUCCCUUUUGUGGUGGCGGACUUGGGCUGUUCAUGUGGAAGCAACACCAUUUACAUGAUUGACGUUAUUAUCAAGCACAUGACGAAGCGAUACGAGGCUAUGAGUUAUAACCCGCCGGAAUUCUCAGCCUUCUUCUCCGACCUCCCUUCUAAUGACUUCAACACUCUCUUUCAGCUUCUGCCGCCCUACGGCGGCAGUAGCAUGGAAGAAUGCCUAGCUUCAGACGGCCACCGCUCUUACUUUGCUGCUGGAGUUCCGGGAUCUUUCUACCGGCGGCUCUUCCCAGCCAAAUCUGUUGAUGUUUUUUACUCUGCAUUUUCUUUGCACUGGCUCUCUCAGGUUAUUCUUAUACAAGUCUUGAUAUAUCUUACUACUUAGACAAAUUCUACGUUUCCGAUAACAAUUGACUACCCUCCUUCAGCUGAAGUCUUGAAGAUGAGGCCAAACCCCUCUUAUAUUUUAUUUUCUUUAAUAAUAAAUAUGUCAUAAAUAGUGGUUUAACUAAAAAAAUGUUGAUGUAGCCUUAGGGUUUGAAA